Echinococcus granulosus is the source of this 258-nucleotide messenger RNA. RefSeq lists its product as hypothetical. NCBI's taxonomy places the organism in Eukaryota, Metazoa, Platyhelminthes, Cestoda, Cyclophyllidea, Taeniidae. The transcript has 2 exons. The coding region runs from base 1 to 258 and encodes 85 amino acids. The record is from RefSeq and is a predicted model, not a curated record.
AUGCGGCCUGGGUCCAUUGGGACGGGUGAAUCGGAAAAUGGCUCUGGUCGUCUAGAUCCGCUGAUUACUGCUGUACCUCACCCAGUUCCUCCCAGGGCUGCCUUCUCUGCAAAGUGGCUCUCGGUAAAACUCACAACUGUUUUGCUGGCAGCACCUCUCGAAGAGUGUGUAAGCCUUCUUGCUAUGAAUACGCAACCACGAUCCAGCUCAUCCACACCGACUAUCCAUGCUGUGCGCGAAUCAGAGUGGGAUCGUUGA